AUGACUGCGGUGGCAUCUCCACCUAGCGUGCAAUCGGGGCCUCGUCUAGGAUGGUAUUCUACUGGUAACGGAGGACAGGCGGCUCUUGGCUCAAUGAACACAGAAGACGUGUCCCGCAUGUUUAUGCCGCGGAAGAGUGUACAAAGAUCCAAUUCGUCCUCUUCGCUAUCGUCGAACGCUUCAACUUCAUCUACAUCUACAGUUUCUCACCUUAGUAAUGGUACAUCCUCCAACGGCGAUACCUCAGCUCCGUGGUCAAAAAAGAAAGCUGGCCGUGGCUUGUGGCCCGCCUCAAAAUCUGAGCCUGUUUCUGGCGUGACGAAUGCGAGGUCCCAGCCUGUUUCAUCAGCUAGCUCGGCAAACGGUGGUCCUACGGCCUCGUCGGCGAUGUCUGCUAUUCACCAACCUUCGCCCGUUCCUUCGCAACACAUGAUUCAGUCUCCUCAGCAGAAUGGGGUUGCUACUCCCAACGGCAUGCAAGGCCAGUCAGAACCACCUGCUAUUCUCACACUUGUUCCUCUUAACGGUACCUUCGAAAAGAAGCAUAUCAACGUGCCAUAUUCGCCAGAUGUGUUGCGCAUCGGUCGGCAGACUAAUGCAAAGACUGUUCCCACUCCUACCAACGGCUAUUUCGACUCCAAGGUUCUAUCACGGCAGCACGCCGAAAUUUGGGCGGACCGUAAAGGAAAGAUUUGGAUCCGCGACGUGAAAUCGUCAAACGGCACAUUCGUUAACGGCCAGCGCCUAUCACUUGAAAGUCGGGAAUCAGAACCACACGAGUUGCGAGAAAAUGAUGCGCUUGAUCUGGGCAUCGACAUUGUGAGUGAGGACCAGAAAUCCAUUGUCCAUCACAAAGUCUCGGCCAAAGUUGAACAUGCCGGGGUAUAUAACGCGGGGCCCAACAUUUUUGAUUUGAAUUUUGGUGACAUUGAUCCUACCUCUGGUGGCGGUCUUUUACCUUCGCCAUUGAGUCAACCGGUCGUACAUCUACGUGGCCGAGCAAGCAGCUCGCUUAGCAACCGCAGUGUUCAAAGUGCAGCAAGUAGUCAAAUCAGCGCUCUGCAUCAACAAAGGCAAAUGAAUUAUUGGCUUUCCCCCAUCACAAUUGAACAUGUCGUCAAGAGGCUUACGGCUGAGAUCAAACAAGCCAAGCAACAAUCGCAAGACCUUCGCCAAACAGACGAGUUUUUGCAAACACUUAUUUCAUCAAACAACAACUCCGAGGCGGAUAAAAUAUACCACAAACCUGAAAAUAGUUUCAGACAAAUGAAUGGAAGAUCUAAGAUGUCUCGUAUUGAUCCUAUUUCUAGGUUUUCAGAACCUCCUGCACCGCCUCCACAGCAACCACUGCCUGAAAAACCGGAUGUCGCUCGCCGGACUGAGCAACCUACAGGGUCACUGAAACAUUCAGAUACUGAGAAACCACCGAAAGAUACGGCGACAAGCUCUCCCAUUUCGAAAGAAUCCAGUCAAAUUCUUUCCUUGAUCGAAGCUCUAUCACUCACCAAAAAGGAGCUGGAAGCCCAGAAUGGUCGUGUAAAGGAGCUGGAAGAGCUUCUCCGACAAGAACGCUCCGCUCGGGAGAGUGCGGAGGAAAAGUCACGAAAACAAGAACACCACGGUAUUCCAGGAGAAAACGACAUUACCAAUGCACAGACAGCCUUGGAGCAGGCUGGUGAGCGUAUUGCCGAGCCGGUUAUUUCAGAAGUUGAAACAUCUACAAAGUCACGCGACCUCCAAGAGAUGGAGGUCGCUGCAGACGUGCCAGAGUCGUUGGAUGUUGAAGAGCCACUCGUCGAUGCGCAGACCCAAAAGUUACAGCAACAGCUGGAUGAUAUGGUCUUAGAAUUGACGGAAAUGAAACAGCAAGUGAAGAGCUUCAAGCAACGUGCGGAGAAAGCAGAAGGUGAAACGGCCGAAGUGCGCAAGUCUCUUGCUGAAAUGAUCGAAACUAUUCGACAAGAACGCGAGGCCGCCCAGGCCAAAGAAGCGUCGCAUGAAGAAGAAGAAGAAGCCGACAGGGCUGACACACAUGGUAUUGUCAAAUCUGACAAGGAGGAAGUGCCUGCAAACCGCGAACUCCGUGCUGGAAUGGAUCCUCGUAAAGUCAAGGAACUGGAAAAUGCGGUGGGCUCAUUGGCACAACAGCGAAAACACGACAUGCUACAAAGUUCGACCCCGUAUGCGUCAAUGGUCGGCGUGGUUCUUCUUGGCAUUGGGUUGAUGGCAUAUCUUAAUGGGUGGCAAAAGAUUGAAAGAUGA
This is a messenger RNA of Talaromyces atroroseus, 2262 nucleotides long. RefSeq lists its product as hypothetical. Lineage: Eukaryota; Fungi; Ascomycota; Eurotiomycetes; Eurotiales; Trichocomaceae. The transcript is spliced from 2 exons. Gene Ontology annotation, cellular component: cytoplasm. Bases 1 to 2262 code for a protein of 753 amino acids. The record is from RefSeq and is a predicted model, not a curated record. Gene Ontology annotation, molecular function: protein binding.